Molecule: messenger RNA, 930 nt
Organism: Lentinula edodes (shiitake mushroom)
Lineage: Eukaryota; Fungi; Basidiomycota; Agaricomycetes; Agaricales; Omphalotaceae
Product: short-chain dehydrogenase/reductase
Exons: 2
Coding region: 1-930 (309 amino acids)
Cellular component (GO): cytosol
Molecular function (GO): oxidoreductase activity
Source: RefSeq, a predicted model, not a curated record
AUGUCCCUCGACAGUCUCAAUGUCACCCGUACCCAUCAUCACGAUACAUAUCCAGCAAUAUCUCCUAUCAAACCCUCUCUCAGCCAAGCUGGUAGGGCAGUUCUUAUCACAGGGGGUGGUGGCGGAAUAGGCUUCGAAAUCGCUCGGUCUUUUGCAAAAGCGAGCGCCUCUAAAAUCGUUAUUGUGGGACGUAGAGGUGCCGUUUUAGAUGCUGCAGCAAUUAAGUUGCGAGAAGAGUUCAAAGGCACAACCACUGAAUUCAUCGCUCGCCAAGGAGACAUCGGAGACGACGCUUCUAUCUCCUCCCUCUGGGAUUUUCUGAAUUCUCAGAACAUAUUUAUACGCGUUUUGGUCCUCAACGCUGCUCAUUUUUACCCACUUGGGCCUGAUACGCUGAAAAUGGAUAAACGAGAGCUCAUGGAAGGGUUUAAUGUCAAUGUCGGCGGUAAUUUCCUCAUGACUGUCAACUUUGUAAACCAGCCCUUGCGCCCCGCGGGUCAGCAACUCAACCUGAUAAAUGUCUCCACGGGUAGUAUUCACAUGAUUCCAGCCCCGAAUCAGACCCCAUACGCGGCGAAUAAAUCAGCAUUCACUGCGCUCAUUGGAAGAAUUGCUGAUGAACACCCCGUUGAAGACAUUCAGAUCAUAUCCUACAAUCCAGGCGCUCUUUACUCAGAAGGCGUUGCGAAGGUUGUAGAUGAAAAUAUUCUCAAAUGGGAUAAAAUGGAAUUACCAGCUGACUAUGCUGUCUGGGCAGCGUCCCCGGAGGCGUCCUGGCUUCAUGGCCGCUUUUUGUGGGCACAUUGGGACGUCGAUGAACUCAAAGCGGACAAGGACUUUUUGAAGAGACUGGACUCGGAAAAAGGUUUCCUACGAGUAGCAGUCCAAGGAUCACGGGAGCUUUCUUUGGAGGCGUUUUUAAACAAAUAG